This is a messenger RNA of Pelagomonas calceolata, 2127 nucleotides long. Lineage: Eukaryota; Pelagophyceae; Pelagomonadales; Pelagomonadaceae. The record is from the annotation of a GenBank genome assembly.
GGCGCGGACCGGACGGGCGACCCGCGGGACCUGGAGGCGCCUAGACGGGUGCAGUUUAGGGGGGUGCCCUUCUAAGGCUGUUGCUUUUUUCUUGAAUGGCGCGUCGACGGCGUUGGGUGGGGGCAUGUCCAUGGACUUCUUUUUGAGAGCUACUUCUGAACCGCCGGCGCGCGCGUCGGAUUCGCCGUGUAGUGGGGCGGCUCAAGUUGUGAAAUCCUGUCCAUUCGCGGCCCUGGGGUCUCCCGGGGGUCGAAUAGGGUCGGUACUAGACGUGGGCAAGCGCCUACGCCGCAUGUACCAGUGCUUCCAUCGGUGGAUACAAAUCAGUACAGGUCCCCAGCAGUGCGCAGACAACUACCAUGCUAAAAAAAGCAAAAUAGUUUUUAGCAAAGCGGAUUCCUCACUUUGCUGGGGACUGACCUUUGUUAUCGGUCCUUUGACCUUUGUUAAAAAUAUUUUACGGUUUGCAUCAUUCUCCUAUAUGUUGAUGACAUUCUAAUGAUGGGCAAUCAAGAACUUUGCCAUCGAGUCAAAACUACACUCAAGACGCUUGUACCAAUCACUGAUUCAGGCACCAAUUAUCUUGGCAUGGAAAUAGACCAUGAUGCAGGAGCCGGUCGCGUGCGAGUCACGCAGCGAGGCUAUUCAGAAAAGAUACUUGAGCGCCUCGAAAUGAGCGACGCCAAACCGGUCAAGACACCGCUCCCUACAGACUUUACUGCAAGUGUUAUAGAGGCUCCAAGUGGCGGCCUACCCAAGGGCGCGGCGGCCUUUGAUUCGGCGAAGUUUCGGUCGGUCCUCGGCAUGCUCAUGUACAUCGCUACACGUACACGUCCGGAUCUUCUCUUCUCGGUCGGCGUCCUGGCCACAGUGUCUGCGCCGUCCGCGAGCUGCCCCGAGGCGCCUUGCCCGGGUCACCGCGCAGCUCUUCAGAGGAGUUUGCGUUAUCUGGUAGGCACGACGGAUCUCGGGCUGCUCUUCCAGCGGUUAAACAAUAGUGAAAUCAGACUUGAGGCGUGGUGCGACGCAUCUCAUGGGCGUGAGAUACAUCACACAGCAUCUGGUUAUUGCAAAUCUAGAAGCGGUGGCUUCAUUACGCUCAACAUGGCUGUCGUAAGCGCCUUCUCCGCUGUACAAGGGGCAACUGCUCUGUCGACCUUCGAGGCCGAGCUCUAUGCGCUUGUACAGGUGAUUCGCCAGGUUUUAGCAUUACGCCAUCUCAUCACAUUUCUAGUCGGUGUCACGCUACCGCCGACCAUUGUUCAUUGCGACAACAACUCCGUACUUCUACAGCUGAAGCGUCGCGACCUAUCCGCGAGGUCGCGUCACAUCCGUGUGCACUUGGGCUUUAUCUUCGACGCGCUCGAGGCAAACGAGAUCGACGCUCGGUUUGUCCGCUCCGGCGAGAACCCGGCCAAUGCCAUGACUGCAGCCGAGGACCGCGAUCGCUUCGCGCGCUCCGUCGACGUUAUGACUGGGCGCCCGCCGGAGGGCCCGGCGCGGGACGUGCGGCCCUCGGAGCGGGCUGCUUAAUGGAGGUGCCGCCGCGCGCCGCCGCGCGCGGCUGCGCCGUUGUGUGCGGCGCCCGCCGCCUGGCGGCGGGCGCCGCGCGCGGCUGUGUGGCUGCCCGGUGUUCUACAGUCGCGGCCUUCACUUCCUCAAUAUUUCUAUCCAUAUACAUACAUAUAUAUAUAUAUAUAUAUAUAUAUCUGGUGCGAAUGGCAUGAAGCAAACUCAUAAUGGCCAUAUUAUACCUUGCUGAAUGUUGCAUUUGCACCCUAUCGACGCCGCAUCUGCUGCGACGUCUCAACUCGAUCGUAAUCGUCGGCAAUUCCGAACCGCGAACACGUUCCAUGCAGGAUGGUCCAGGCCAGCAGUACCUGCUAGUGUUUCAAGGUUCAGCUCAUGCUGUCGUGCGCCUCGUCGUCUACGCGCCGAGGGCACUACGCGCUCUCUUCGCUGCGGGGGAGCAGAGGAUGGGCACCCUUCUCAGGACUCUUCCACGGCCUCUCCGAGUAGGCCGGGAUCAACACCCACUCCCUCGGGGACCCCGCGACCCCGGCUAGUGGGGCGUUAUCCGCCAAAAGGUAACUUGCCAUAAUAGUCUAAAAGCGCCCCCUUCUACUG